This is a messenger RNA of Phyllotreta striolata, 803 nucleotides long. Lineage: Eukaryota; Metazoa; Arthropoda; Insecta; Coleoptera; Chrysomelidae. The record is from the annotation of a GenBank genome assembly.
AUGGUAAUGACUAUACGGAAGGGCAUAUGUGUAGCUCCACCCAUUCAACAACAAGGGAGGAAUAGGAAGGAGGAGGAAGGCAAAGGAAGGCAGAGGAAGGCAGAGGAAGGCAGAGGAAGGCAGAGGAAGGCAGAGGAAGGCAGAGGAAGGCAGAGGAAGGGAGAGGAAGGCAGAGGAAGACUGAAAAAGGAGGUGGGAAGAGGAAAAAAACUGGAAUUGGUAGAAUCAUCGGAACAAAAAGAAUUCCCCAUCAAAUGAUAACCCUUAAAAUAAUCUCAUAUUACAUAUCCACAACAUUACAAACCAACCCUUUCCUUAUUAGUCUAUACAGCAAAUAUCCUUACCUAUCACCCUGCAUUAGAAAAUUAUUUACGACUUAAUCAGCGCGGUAAAACGGCAACGCGGCGUUCUGGUCUCCAUGAAAAGCAUCCUUCUAAUUACUCGACUGUAAACAAUGCAAAUAAUGAGUAAGCUCUAUCAUGUAGACGGGCGGCGCGCGAUUGGUCGGAUUUCGAACGGGAAGUUGCCGUCGACCAAUCAUCGUUGUUUUUUUUUUUCGAGUGCAUUCGGAUCAAGUGGCGCGUUCUUCAGUUACAGCACCGCACGUCCUCUAUCGGAUUGUAAUAGGGCACCAUGCUGGAAGCAUCGUCGAUUGUGCGUUUUCCAUUACCAUUCGCUGGAUAUUUGAUGAGUAUAUCAAGUGACGGUGUCGCUUGAUACGAGCUCGUGGAAGAUGAACGGUGAUUGAAACCAAAUUGCACCACUUUCGUAUACUUUGGUUCUUCUAAAAUUCGGUUUGAGAC